Molecule: messenger RNA, 1216 nt
Organism: Dioscorea cayenensis subsp. rotundata (Guinea yam)
Lineage: Eukaryota; Viridiplantae; Streptophyta; Magnoliopsida; Dioscoreales; Dioscoreaceae
Product: zinc finger CCCH domain-containing protein 13
Exons: 4
Coding region: 63-1109 (348 amino acids)
Biological process (GO): mRNA processing
Cellular component (GO): exon-exon junction complex
Molecular function (GO): mRNA binding
Source: RefSeq, a predicted model, not a curated record
GAGAAAGAUGACUGCCGAUAGAGCUCGCACUACUGCUCGUCGGAGAGGUCGAGGAGGCGGCCAUGUCUCGCCGGGAACGGGAGCGCGAUGGCCGGGACUCUCAUAGCAAGCGCUUCCACUCGAGGUCCGAGAGGGAGCAUAGGUCUGAUAGGGAUUCAAGGCCGGACAGAGGACCUAGUCCUAAGAAGGUCAGAAGAGAUGGCAAACCAGCAACUGAGAGAAUACAUGCCAGCGAUAGCAAUUUGGAUACUGUAGGCUUGACUGAUCCGGAUCUAAAGCAGCAUAGACGGUUGAAAGAUCCCUUGCCACUUGAGGACCUAGCAACUGAGAAAAAGGCGGAGCCUGAAAUUAUGAAAAAGGUACCAGAUAAAAAUGUUGAGGAGCUAUCUCACAAACAUCUGUCUGACCCAGCUGAAAUACCACGAUCUAAGGGCUAUUUUCAGCACGAUGAGCGUGGCAGUGCUGGACAUGGUGGUCGAACCUUCAUCCAUAAAGCUACUGAUCAUGGAAGGUGGAGUGAAAGGAAGGAGCAACCAAUGGAAAGGGCUAGAGACAGAACAGACACCAAAGACACACAAAGGAAAGAUGAGAAAGCUCCGUCUCGUGGAGACGAUAAAAGUGUUUGGAGGCAUGAUGGGUUUUAUGAAUUGGAGACAGAUGCACCGCCUGCCAGGAAAAGACCUGCAUUUAGAGAGCAGAAAAUGCCUGUAGAAACUGAGCCAGCUGCAGCUGAGAUGAGUAAGCAGCCAGCACUAGAUACUGGAAUAAAAGAAGAAAGAGGUCAUUACUCUCACGGGCUCGACAAACCGGGGAGACCUUAUCCAAGAGUUGAUGAAAGAUAUGCCAAGAGAGGGGAUGGAUCUUAUUAUCGAGAACAAAGGCCUGGAUAUCAGUCAAGAAGGGAUAGGUAUGGUGGUGGUGGUGGUGGUGGUGGCAUGAGAGGAAGAGAUCGGUUCAAUGGACGGUAUGCAGAGAGAAGAAUGCAGUACCCCGGUGAUGUUCAGCCGGAGAAAUGGAAGCAUGACCUGUUCGAUGAGGCAAAUAAGAGCCCGGCUCAGAAGAACGAAGAGGAGCAAAUUGCAAAGGUAGAAGCGCUCUUGUUGUUGUAGUAUUUACUAGACGAAGAUUUAUGUUUGCUGCUUAAUAUGUUUUGAUUGGCCCUGAUGUUUUCUUGUUCCAAAGUUCAAAUGUUGGGUUUAAACUUGAGUUUUGUUUC